This is a messenger RNA of Chiroxiphia lanceolata (lance-tailed manakin), 3871 nucleotides long. It is a transcript of the gene ARHGAP17, whose product is annotated as Rho GTPase activating protein 17. Gene Ontology annotation, cellular component: cytoplasm; cytosol; intracellular anatomical structure. The coding region runs from base 51 to 2546 and encodes 831 amino acids. NCBI's taxonomy places the organism in Eukaryota, Metazoa, Chordata, Aves, Passeriformes, Pipridae. Gene Ontology annotation, molecular function: GTPase activator activity; protein binding. The transcript is spliced from 20 exons. Gene Ontology annotation, biological process: regulation of Rac protein signal transduction; positive regulation of GTPase activity; signal transduction. The record is from RefSeq and is a predicted model, not a curated record.
AGCCCGGGGGGAGCAGCGGCGCCGGGGGAGCCCCGGCAGCGGCCGCCGCCAUGAAGAAGCAGUUCAACCGCAUGAAGCAGCUCGCCAACCAGACCGUGGGCAGGGCUGAGAAAACAGAGGUACUCAGUGAAGACCUCUUGCAGAUCGAGAGGCGCCUGGACGCCGUGAGGUCCGUGUGCCACCUGGCCCAGAAGCGCCUGAUCGCGUGUCUGCAGGGCCAGCAUGGCACAGACCCCGACAAGAGACACAAAAAACUUCCUCUAACAGCUCUAGCUCAAAAUAUGCAAGAAGGAUCAGUCCAACUGAGUGAUGAAACUCUGCUGGGGAAAAUGCUGGAUACCUGUGGGGAUGCAGAGAAUAAACUGGCAAUGGAGCUCUCUCAGCAUGAAGUACAGAUUGAGAGAGAAGUUCUAGAUCCACUGUGCCUGUUAACAGAGACAGAGAUCCCGAACAUUCAGAAGCAGAGGAAGCAGCUUGCAAAGCUGGUGCUGGACUGGGAUUCUGCAAGGGGAAGAUACAACCAAGCCCACAAGACUUCAGGAACAAAUUUCCAAGUACAUCCUUCGAAAAUAGAAUCUCUUAAGGAAGAGAUGGAUGAAGCUGGAAAUAAAGUGGAGCAGUGCAAGGAUCAGCUUGCAGCAGACAUGUAUAGCUUUGUGUCCAAAGAAGGGGAAUAUGCUCGAUGUUUUGUUAUGUUAUUAGAAGCACAAGCAGAUUACCAUAGAAAAGCAUUAGCAGUCAUAGAAAAGGUCCUUCCCGAAAUUCAAGCCCAUCAAGACAAAUGGACUGAAAAACCAGCUUUUGGAACUCCAUUAGAAGAGCAUCUCAAGCGCAGCGGGCGGGAAAUCGCAGUCCCUAUUGAAGCCUGUGUGAUGAUGCUUCUGGAAACGGGGAUGAGAGAGGAGGGCUUAUUCAGAAUUGCUGCUGGAGCCUCCAAGUUAAAAAAGCUGAAAGCUGCCCUGGACUGUUCAACUUCCCAGCUGGACGAGUUCUACUCCGACCCCCACGCUGUUGCAGGUGCCUUGAAAUCCUAUUUGCGGGAGCUGCCAGAACCUCUGAUGACCUACAGCUUGUACGAGGAAUGGACACAGGCUGCAAGUAUUCAGGACCAGGAUAAGAAGCUCCAAGAGUUAUGGAGAAUUUGUAACAGGUUACCUGAGCAUUAUCGUGUUAACUUCAGGUAUUUAAUCAAAUUUUUAGCCAAGCUUGCACAGAACAGCGACGUUAACAAAAUGACUCCCAGCAACAUCGCCAUAGUCCUGGGCCCCAACUUGUUAUGGGCAAAGAAUGAAGGAUCCCUUGCUGAAAUGGCAGCAGCAACUUCAGUCCAUGUGGUAGCAGUUAUUGAGCCAAUUAUUCAGCAUGCAGACUGGUUCUUCCCUGGAGAUGAAGAUUUCAAUGUGUCUGGGGCAUUUGUGGCAGUUCCUGCUGUUAAUUCCAAUCACUUGUCACACACUGGGAAUGACUAUGAAUGUGGGACACUGGAAAGGAAGAGGCCUCUCAGCAUGACUGUGAUGGAAGGGGAUUUGCUGAAGAAGGAAAGCUUUGGUGUGAAGGUUCUGGACUUCCCUGGGAACCCUCGGAGAUGUGGCACUGUAAACAGAAAGCACACAUCCCCGGCCUUCCAGCCCCCGCUGCCGCCCACCGAGCCGGCCGGGCCCGAGCAGCACCCGCCGGCUGCGGGGGCUGACUGCACCCCCGGGGGGGCUGGGCUUGCUCUCUCUGCUGCCUCAGCAGAAUCCCAAGCUCAAGGCCCUGAGGAUGGCAGUACCUCAAAAUCCAAGGACAGCACGUCUGCAGCCACUCCUCCCCCGGUGAGGAACGGGGGGCACGCGGGCACUGCCCCGGGCCAGGCAGGGAGCAGCAGCAGCCAACUCUGUGUGACCCAGCCCCAGAACACGGCAGGGCCCAGUCCCCAUGCGCUGAGGAGAGCUGUGAAAAAGCCGGCACCAGCCCCCCCCAAACCAGCCAACCCCCCACCAGGGCAGCCAGGAAGCCAAAGCUCUUCCCCAGCUGCUCAGCCACCUUCUGUCUCUCCAAAACCACCUGCCAGAAGCUCUUCUCCUCCUGCGCAACAUGCAAACCAAGGAGCAGCCCAGACCUCCGCCUCCCAGGUUUCUGCACCUCGGAGAUACUCCAGCAGCCUCUCCCCAAUCCAAGCUCCCAGCCACCCACCCCCUCAGCCCCCAACACAGGCAACUCCUCCCCUGCAGCCCAAAGCCAACAGCCAAGCAUCUCCCGGCGCUGGCAGCGAGCACGGACCAGAGCAGCCCUGUUACACCCUGCCUCAGACCCCAACCCCACCUGACACCCCCCCGCUGGGGAAGCACCCCAGCAGCUCCCCAUCGCCCCAGCCAGCGACUCCAGAGCCCUCCCAGGCUCCCUCCUUACCUCAGAGUGGCACCCUGCCCCGGCCACGGCCCGUGCCCAAACCCAGGAACAGACCCAGUGUGCCCCCUCCGCCUCACCCUCCCUCCCAGCUGCCUGGAGAUGGGAUUGUUGCAAAUCCCACGCAAACAGCUUCCAAAAUAGUCACAGAUGUUUGACCAGCAUUCAGUAGGAACUGUAUUGGCAAGUUCAAUGGUAAGGAAAAGGCACCUGAUUGGCCAGAGCUGUUGCUGACUGAUAAUCAUGUGUGUGCUAACCCCAGUACUAACCCUGGCACAGGAGCUGCUUGCUCGUGUCCUGGGCAGGCAUGGCCCAAAUGUGGCUGCUGCUCUCACUAAACCUACUAAAGUGCUGCAGGCAGAGUGUGUGGCUUUGGUGUCUCACUGCCCACUGUCACUUGUGCUGUCUCAUGUACACAGAUCUAGACAGGGUGUGUUUGGUGCAGAGGCUCCUUCUGUACCAGAUGUCACUGAACCCUGGGGUGUCACAAAUGCUCCUUCCCUGUGCCACAGAACCACGGAAUUGUUGGGGUUGGAAGAGAAGCUGUGGCUGCCCCAUCCCUAGAAGUGUCCAAGGCCAGGUUGGACGGGACUGGGAGCACCCUGGGCUAGUGGAAGGUGUCCCUGCCCAUGGCAGGGAGUGGGACUGGAUGGGCUUUAAGGUACUUCCAACCCAAACUAUUCUGGGAUUCUGUGGUUUAACUGCCUGAUCAGUGUCAGGCCAGAACAUGAUGGAAUUCCAGCUGCUGUAUUACAGUAUCCUGGAAUACAGAUCCCUGCAGGCUGUGUGAGGCUGUGAUGGGCUCAGAGGAGCAGGGGAGGCUGUGCUCCUGUGCUUGAAAAUAAGGCCUUUAUUUGGAUUCUUUAUUGAUUUUAAGUGAUCUAAAUUACUUUCUCUUCGGAACAGCUGCUGGGUUGCAGUAAGGGAUGUCGUGACAUAUUAUAAAUCAGCUUUUCCAAGCAUCGACAAUAUUUUCAGUUAUCUUUUUUGAACUCUUAGGGAUUUUUCUGGUCUUAUAAUUCUAGCUAUUAGGGCAGUCAGUCACCAGAAAUGCAGCAUUUUGGGGUCCUUCUUAGACACCUUGGCUUGAACAAAAUUCUCCUCACCUUAGAAGUGGCAAAGACCAUGAUGUGCCCUGUUACACACAGGGGAGGGAUACAGGGCUAAGCCAGGGUCUGUAGGAGAAGCAGCUCCAAGCUGUUUAGUCUGGCUCACCUUUUGUGCCCACCUGCACAGGGUGCCAGCCCUGUUGGAAGAGCCUUUGUUGAUCUUUCCCUUCUGUGUCUAAGGAAAUGCCCGGGAGUACCCGAGUGAAUGAGCCAGCCCUGUCCUGGCUGCUAAACUUGCUGUUCCCUUUUUGUGCAGACUCUAAUUGCAGUAUUCCAGAACCACUUCCAAACCCUCCUUCAGAGCUUCCUCCGGAGCCAGCAAGCAGAGAGCUGCACAACCACCUCCUGCUGGACCUGGACACCGACACGGAGAG